This is a messenger RNA of Acanthopagrus latus (yellowfin seabream), 2827 nucleotides long. RefSeq names its product prolactin receptor b (gene prlrb). Gene Ontology annotation, cellular component: external side of plasma membrane; signaling receptor complex. The coding region runs from base 182 to 1807 and encodes 541 amino acids. Gene Ontology annotation, biological process: cytokine-mediated signaling pathway. Lineage: Eukaryota; Metazoa; Chordata; Actinopteri; Spariformes; Sparidae. The record is from RefSeq and is a predicted model, not a curated record. Gene Ontology annotation, molecular function: cytokine binding; cytokine receptor activity. The transcript is spliced from 9 exons.
CAUUACAUACUCCACCUCAGGUGACAGAUGCGCGGGUUACCAGGUGUGAGAAGGUCGUCGACUACAAUGUUGCGGCCGCAGGAGGAUUCUGUUCGCUCUGUCGACAGCAGCAACAUGGAGUUGAGUGACUCAGUGGUGUAGGUCGACACUCAGCUGGAAACACUGCGGGACAGUUGGUGCCAUGAUGUGGAGAGAUCUUCGAUUGGCAGUGCUUGUGCUGCUGUGUGCAGCUGUAAAGUCCAACAGUGAGUUAAAAGGCUCGUCUCCACCAGGGAAACCAGUCCUGCUCAGCUGCAGGUCCCCUGAGAAGGAGACGUUUACGUGCUGGUGGCAGCCAGGCUCUGACGGAGGGCUGCCCACCACCUACAAACUCUAUUAUGAGAGAGAAAGAUUGGAGGGAGUGCACGAGUGUCCGGACUAUCGGUCAGCAGGUAGCAACUCCUGUUUCUUCAACAAGAGCCACACCUCCAUCUGGGUUGACUACUACCUGACCGUGGUGGCCUCCAAUGCCCUCGGGAAUGCCACCUCAGACGUCUUUAAAAUGGAUGUGAUGCAAAUCAUGAAGCCCAAUGUUCCUGAAAAUGUAACGCUGCUGGUGGUGGAGACGGAGGACAGCCCAUAUCUCAAUAUCAGAUGGGAACAUCCACGUAACACAGACACCGAGUCCGGCUGGGUCACCAUUAAAUAUGAACUAAGAGUCAAACAAGAAAACAAUAACAAGUGGAAGGCGUACAUGUCAGGUACACAAACCCAUUUCAGCCUGUACAGCAUCACUCCUGGAGUGGUGUACACAGUGCAGGUGCGCUGUAGACUGGACCACGGCUCCUGGAGUGACUGGACCAACAGUACCCACGCCAAGGUCCCAAACCAUGUUCAGAAUGAGAUAUCAUUUUGGAUCUUGGUCGCCACCCUGUCUGCAAUUCCAUUUAUGGCAGCAAUGUGCAUCUUGGUUGUAAAGAGGGAAAAUGUGAAGCAGUGUGUUCUGCCUCCUGUUCCUGGUCCAAAGAUCAGAGGAGUUGAUUUCCAUCUUCUCAUGAGUGGACAAUAUGAAGACACCACCAAUACCCUGAUCAUCAACCAGAACUUUCCUCUCAUGGUGGGCUGGAAGAACCAGAUGGAGGAGUACCUCAUAGUGACCGAGAAUGGCAUCGGGCCUCCGUUGGAUGCCUCGAAUUGUCAAAAAAGGAAAAAGAGCUUGAUUAUUCCUGCUGGCUUCUGCUCAGAUUGGGAAAUUGAAUGCAAGUCAACCCACAUUCAGAAUGACUGUGCAGGGGGAACAAAGAAUGAAACAGGUAACUUUCCCAAGAACAAUAAGUCUCUCUCAGGGGAGAGUUUAUCUAACGCGGAGCCAUCCAAACUGCAGAAACAGCAGAGUUUGGGUCAAAACUUAAUGAACACAGAAGCGACAGAACCCAGUCCACUGAACCAGGAAAACGACGUCAAACUCUUCACAAACAGCGACUACGUGGAUAUUCGGAAACAUGUGGAGAAGACGCAGGAGGUGAAUGUGAAACAGGUGGACUACAGCAGAGUGGAGGAGGUGAAUGGUGACAAUGUGCUCAUCCUCAACAACAAAAAUCUCCCCUUUAACAGCUACAUGGAUUUUCAGAGGCAAGAGGAGAAACUAUCAGAGGAUUACAGCAGGGUGAAAGAGGUGGACAGUAACAAUGUGGUGGUCCUGCAGAGGCAAGACGUGUCAGCUGACACUAAAACUCCUCAUGCGACUGGAGCCCACAAAAUGGGGGUGUGCACAGAACUCAUCAACAGCGGAUAUGUAGAUACCAUCCCUGCAUCACCUUUAAUGUAAUGUUUUAACAUGCAAUGUCCAUAUACAAAUGGUAGUUGUCCCUUCUGAUUUACUGUUCAGAGUUCAGAGAAAAAGGCUGAUGGUAUUGUGUAGUUUUGUCAAUAUAAUCUGAGGAGUUUUCCAUGACAUUUGGCACAGACAUUCAUGGUCUCCAGAAGAUGAACUUCCUAUAGUGUCAUGACGUUGCUGCUUUUGUUUCAGAAUGAAAUUUCUUGACACUUUGGAAUUUAUUGAUACAUAUAUUCAAGGUCCCCAGAGAAUAAACCUAAAAUCUUUGGUGAUCCUGACUAUCUAGCCCCAUAAUCAUCCCAAAGUUUUAAUAUAUCACCUGACUUACUGUAUGUAACAGUAGUUGUAGUUGUAAUUAUUACAUGAUAGGUAUAAGGAUAUAAGUUUUAUGGCUCAGUCUAAGGUAACUUUAUAGAAAUCUGAAAAGAAAAAUACUCAGCCACUCCUUCUUAGAUGCUUGCCACUACUGGGACACCUGGUGUAUUGUACAGUGUAUUGAUGCAUUGAAGCACAGGUCAUGACUAGUCUCCAAGCUAUACUACCUUGUGGUGGGAGUUACCAGUUGCCCUUUAAAGAAAAUCCUGCACUGUAUUUCACCAGUCUGGCUGAAGUUUUUUCUCCAGGUGGUGUGAAGUAAAACCAUAUGAUAACAUGAUUACUCUCAGACAGGACUAUUUUUACUCCUCCUGAAACUGUCGAUUACUUACUCUGAACUUGAGUACAUCAUUUCUUAAUUCCAAUCCGAUAUAUUUUGGAGGAAAAUACUUUUUUACAACUGUACUUUUUCAGUUGUUGAGGAAAUACUCAUAUUUAACUUUGGUAACAUAUUGAUACCACAGUGUAAAAAUACAUGUAUGCAUAAACGUCCUAUUCAUCAUAAUUAUUUAUGUAUUAAAUGAUAAGUUCACCCAAAAAUGAAAAAUCCAGUCUUUAUUUCCUUGCCAGAAAGAAAUUCUGAAAUUCUUGCUGCUGAAGGACAAAAGAUUGAAGAGUAAACACACAUUAAUUUUU